AUGUCUGAAGACGUUCAAGCACUCGUUGUCGAUAACGGAUCUGGUAUGUGUAAGGCCGGUUUCGCUGGUGAUGAUGCACCAAGAGCUGUUUUCCCAUCUAUUAUUGGUAGACCAAAGCAAAAGUCCAUCAUGGUUGGUAUGGGUAACAAGGAUGCCUACGUUGGUGAUGAAGCUCAAUCCAAGAGAGGUAUUUUGACUUUGAAGUAUCCAAUUGAACACGGUAUUGUCACUAACUGGGACGAUAUGGAAAAGAUCUGGCAUCACACCUUCUACAAUGAAUUGAGAGUUGCUCCAGAGGAACAUCCAGUCUUGUUGACUGAAGCUCCAUUGAAUCCAAAGGCAAACAGAGAGAAGAUGACUCAAAUCAUGUUCGAGACCUUCUCCGUCCCAGCCAUGUAUGUUGCUAUUCAAGCUGUCUUGUCCUUGUAUGCUUCUGGUCGUACUACUGGUAUUGUCUUGGACUCUGGUGAUGGUGUCUCACACACUGUUCCAAUUUAUGAAGGUUAUGCUUUGCCACACGCUAUUUUGAGAUUGGAUUUGGCUGGUAGAGAUUUGACUGAUUACUUGAUGAAGAUUCUCAUGGAACGUGGUUACUCAUUCAACACCACUGCUGAGAGAGAAAUUGUCAGAGAUAUCAAGGAAAAGCUCUGUUACAUUGCUUUGGACUUUGAACAAGAAAUGAAGGUUGCUGCUGAAUCCUCCUCAGUUGAAAAGUCCUAUGAAUUGCCAGAUGGUAACGUGAUUACUGUUGGUAACGAACGAUUCAGAUGUCCAGAAGUGUUGUUCCAACCAAACUUCAUUGGUAUGGAAGCUGCUGGUGUUCAUGAAACUACAUUCAACUCAAUCGGAAAGUGUGAUAUUGAUAUCAGAAAGGACUUGUACGGAAACGUUGUCUUGUCUGGUGGUACUACCAUGUUCGAAGGUAUUGCUGAGAGAAUGACCAAGGAGUUGACCAACAUGGCUCCUGCUUCCAUGAAGAUUAAGGUUGUUGCUCCACCAGAAAGAAAGUACUCUGUCUGGAUUGGAGGUUCCAUCUUGGCUUCAUUGUCCACCUUCCAACAAAUGUGGAUCACCAAGGAAGAAUAUGAGGAUGCCGGCCCAGGUAUUGUCCACAGAAAGUGCUUCUAA
Molecule: messenger RNA, 1128 nt
Organism: Naegleria lovaniensis
Lineage: Eukaryota; Heterolobosea; Eutetramitea; Acrasida; Naegleriidae
Exons: 1
Coding region: 1-1128 (375 amino acids)
Source: RefSeq, a predicted model, not a curated record